Messenger RNA from Micromonas pusilla CCMP1545, 1944 nucleotides. It is a transcript of the gene TUBG, whose product is annotated as tubulin gamma chain. Gene Ontology annotation, cellular component: spindle; centrosome; gamma-tubulin complex. The coding region runs from base 351 to 1781 and encodes 476 amino acids. The record is from RefSeq and is a predicted model, not a curated record. Gene Ontology annotation, biological process: mitotic spindle organization; cytoplasmic microtubule organization; meiotic spindle organization. Lineage: Eukaryota; Viridiplantae; Chlorophyta; Mamiellophyceae; Mamiellales; Mamiellaceae. Gene Ontology annotation, molecular function: structural constituent of cytoskeleton; GTP binding. The transcript has a single exon.
CGGACGAGACCGCGCCGCACGCCACCGUCUCGCGCCGCGCGUCCGUCGCGCGCAUCGCGCGCACGUCCUCGGCGACGCGACGCGCGCACGCGGUUCGCGCGCCGCAUCUCGGCUCCUCCCCGCAUCUCGGCAUCUCGUCGCGCGCUCUCUCCACGCAACAGCGCAGGAGGGGCGGGAAAAGAAGCGCGACGAACGAGGCGCGCGAGCGGUCGGCUCAUCGGAAGGAGACGCGCGCGCUUUCGUCGCGGCGGGGGGCGCGGCUCGAGGAGGCGGGCGGGCGGCGUCCGCGUCGCAGGAGGAGGAGAAGAACGCUAUAGGAGGGACGACCGCGAGAGAGAUCAUCGCGCGCCAUGCCUCGCGAGGUCAUCACGCUCCAAGUGGGGCAGUGCGGCAACCAGAUCGGCACGGAGUUUUGGAAGCAGCUCUGCGCGGAGCACGGGAUCGGCAAGGACGGCAUCCUCGAGGAGUACGCCGCGAACAACCAGGCGGGCGAUCGCAAGGAUGUCUUCUUCUACCAAGCCGACGACGAGCACUACGUCCCGAGGGCGCUCCUGCUCGACCUCGAGCCGAGGGUCAUCAACGCGAUUCAAAACAGCGACCACAGAAACUUGUACAACGCGGAGAACGUCUUCAUCUCCUCGCACGGCGGCGGCGCCGGGAAUAACUGGGCGUCCGGUUACUCCCAGGCCGAGGCGGUGCAGGAGGAGAUCAUGGACAUGAUCGACCGCGAGGCGGACGGGUCGGACUCCCUGGAGGGGUUCGUGUUGUGCCACUCCAUCGCGGGCGGCACCGGCUCGGGGAUGGGAUCGUACCUCCUGGAAGCGCUCAACGAUCGCUACGGGAAGAAGCUCGUGCAGACGUACUCCGUGUUCCCGAACCAGCACGAGACCUCGGACGUCGUCGUGCAACCGUACAACUCGCUGCUGACGCUGAAGCGCCUCACGCUGAACGCGGAUUGCGUCGUGGUGUUGGAUAACACCGCGCUGAACCGUAUCGCGGUGGAUCGACUGCACAUUCAAAACCCGACGUUCGCGCAGACCAACUCGCUCGUCUCCACGGUCAUGGCGGCGUCCACGACGACGCUGCGGUACCCGGGGUACAUGAACAACGACCUCGUCGGCUUGGUCGCGAGCUUGAUCCCGACGCCGCGGUGCCACUUUUUGAUGACGGGGUACACGCCGUUGACGCUGACGGAGACGAACGCGCAGCCGGCGGUGCGAAAGACGACCGUGCUCGACGUCAUGCGACGGCUGCUGCAGACGAAGAACAUCAUGGUGUCGUCGCACUCUCGAGGGAAGGACUUCUCGCAGUCCAAGUACAUCUCCAUCUUGAACAUCAUCCAAGGGGACGUGGACCCGACGCAAGUGCACAAGUCUCUGCAGAGGAUCCGAGAGCGCAAGCUCGCCAACUUCAUCGAGUGGGGGCCCGCGUCGAUCCAGGUCGCGCUGUCUCGGAAAUCGCCGUACGUCCAGACCGCGCACCGCGUCAGCGGGCUGAUGCUCGCGAACCACACGUCGAUCAGGCACCUCUUCACGAAGUGUCUGACGCAGUACGAUAAGCUGAUGCGUCGCAAGGCGUUUCUGGACCAAUACGAGCAACACGCGAUCUUCGCGGACGGGUUAGAGGAGUUCGACGACGCGCGCGAGGUCGUGGAGGGGCUCGCGGAGGAGUACGCCGCGUGCGAGAGCCCGGAUUACAUCAAGUGGGCGUCGGGGAAGGAGAACGAGCGGAUGCCGGGCGAGGCAGGGUUGUACCCGGGGGGAGGACGAGGCGCGUUUUAAGCAUCGAGUUUCGAUCGACGCGCCUCGAUGACCGACCGAUCACACGUCGAGCGCGGCGCUAGAGACGAAGAAUGUAAUGCAGCACGUAACGCGAGAACGAACGUCGCGACGUGCGCGCGGGCGGCGAACGAUCGUUCGAAUGAAGUUGAAGUUUCUUCGCUCG